This is a messenger RNA of Arachis ipaensis, 2157 nucleotides long. RefSeq names its product arginine--tRNA ligase, chloroplastic/mitochondrial. Gene Ontology annotation, cellular component: cytoplasm. Gene Ontology annotation, molecular function: ATP binding; arginine-tRNA ligase activity. Gene Ontology annotation, biological process: arginyl-tRNA aminoacylation. NCBI's taxonomy places the organism in Eukaryota, Viridiplantae, Streptophyta, Magnoliopsida, Fabales, Fabaceae. The record is from RefSeq and is a predicted model, not a curated record.
AUAGAAGCUGAAGAAGAAGUAAGAUGUUAGGGUGCUUAACCUUUGUUGCGCCGUUUUCUCCAUCUCCUCUUCUUUCCCUCCAUCGCUUCUCUCCUCUCUCUGUUCCUUCUUCUCCCUCUGACAGGUUUAUUGAAGCUUGCAUCGCGUAGAUUUUCUAUAACAGCAACUAAAGCAGAAUCGUUGUCAACUAUGGCAGUUGAUGCGGAAAAUGUUGGCAGCGUUAAAAGGCAGUUGGCGCUGCUGUUUGAGGUAUCUCUGAGGACAACUGUGCCAAGCGAGCCAGAUGUAGCGCCAUUAGUUGAACCUUGCGCUGCAAAAUCUGGGGUUAAAUUUGGUGAUUACCAGUGUAACAAUGCAAUGGGUAUAUGGUCUAAGAUAAAAGGAAAACAAGCAGAAUUUAAGGGUCCCCCAUCUGUUGGGCAGGCAAUCAUGAAGAAUCUACCCCCAUCUGAUAUUAUAGAGUCGUGCUCUGUAGCUGGUCCUGGAUUUGUGAAUGUUGUCUUGUCAAGGAAUUGGAUAGCACAGAGAUUACAACGGAUGUUAAUUGAUGGUAUUGAUACAUGGGCGCCAAGGCUUCCACUAAAGAGGGCUGUGGUUGAUUUUUCCUCACCCAAUAUUGCAAAGGAAAUGCAUGUUGGUCACCUGAGAUCUACCAUUAUUGGGGACACAUUGGCCCGUAUGCUUGAAUUUUCACAUGUGGAUGUUCUUCGACGAAAUCAUGUUGGUGAUUGGGGAACACAGUUCGGAAUGCUGAUUGAAUUCCUCUUUGAAAAAUUUCCAAACCCAGAGGAUGUCAACGAAGCAGCCAUUGGAGAUCUUCAGACAUUCUAUAAAGCAUCCAAAGUGAGAUUUGACAGUGAUCCCGAAUUUAAGCAAAGGGCUCAACAGGCUGUUGUCCGGCUUCAGGGUGGAGAAACCAGGUAUCGCGACGCAUGGAAACAAAUUUGUGAAAUAAGUAGAACCGAAUUCCACAGAGUCUAUGAACGCCUUGGAGUUCACUUGGAGGAAAAGGGAGAGAGCUUCUAUAAUCCAUAUAUCCCUGGGGUUUUGGAGGAACUGAAUAAAAAAGGAAUGAUUGAAGAUAGUGAGGGUGCUCGGGUGAUAUUUCUUAAGGAUGUAAACAUACCGCUUAUUGUUGUGAAGAGUGACGGUGGCUACAACUAUGCUUCAACUGAUCUUUCAGCACUUUGGUAUCGGAUAAAUGAAGAGAAGGCUGAAUGGAUUAUAUACGUCACAGAUGUUGGGCAGCAGCAACACUUUGAUAUGGUUUUCAAGGCUGCUAAGCGUGCUGGUUGGCUGCCAGCUGAUGAUAGUUUAUACCCAAAAGCUACUCAUGUAGGUUUCGGCCUUGUUCUUGGGGAAGAUGGAAAACGAUUUCGGACUCGCAACACUGAAGUGGUUAGAUUGGUUGAUUUGCUUGACGAAGCCAAGAAUCGCAGUAAAACUGCCCUUCUUGAACGUGAUACGGCUAAAGAGUGGCCUGAGGAGGAGGUUGAGAAAACAUCAGAGGCAGUGGGCUAUGGUGCUGUUAAGUAUGCUGACUUAAAGAACAACAGACUAACAAACUACACCUUCAACUUUGAUCAGAUGCUUAAUGAUAAGGGUAAUACCGCAGUUUAUUUGCUGUAUGCACAUGCUAGGAUCUGUUCUAUCAUCCGGAAAUCUGGAAAAGACAUAGAAGAAGUAAAGAAAAAUGCUAAAAUUGCAUUGGAUCAUGAAGAUGAGCGCGCUCUGGGGCUUCAUUUGCUACAAUUUUCUGAGGUUGUUGAGGAAGCAUGCACCAAUUUAUUGCCCAAUGUGUUGUGUGAAUACCUUUAUAAUUUGUCAGAAAUAUUCACCAAAAAGUUUUAUUCUAAUUGUCAGGUUGUUGGUUCGCCUGAGGAAGAUAGUAGACUUUUGCUAUGUGAAGCAACAGCAAUUGUGAUGAGAAAGUGCUUCUAUCUCCUUGGAAUUGUACCUGUUUACAAGAUAUGAACCAUAAAAGGGAUGGUCAAUUACGAUUUUUUGCAACUACCAUUUUUGUUUUACUAAAAAGUUUAGGGAGUUAAAUUCAUAAUUAUGACAAAUUGUAUCUUGCCCUCACCCUUUUUGUUUAUGCAUUUGAGAUGAAAAUAGUAAAACAGUUAGUUAAUGCUUGAUAGUAUAUCAUACUUGCAA